This is a messenger RNA of Talaromyces stipitatus ATCC 10500, 1497 nucleotides long. RefSeq lists its product as uncharacterized. The coding region runs from base 1 to 1497 and encodes 498 amino acids. The transcript is spliced from 5 exons. Gene Ontology annotation, molecular function: transmembrane transporter activity. Gene Ontology annotation, cellular component: membrane. NCBI's taxonomy places the organism in Eukaryota, Fungi, Ascomycota, Eurotiomycetes, Eurotiales, Trichocomaceae. The record is from RefSeq and is a predicted model, not a curated record. Gene Ontology annotation, biological process: transmembrane transport.
AUGGUGAGCGCAAAUGAAAGAACUCCAUUACUGGAUAGUCCCCCAGAUAAUGACGCGCCUGAAGAACAACCUUUGUCGGCUCGCAAGUCUUUCUAUUCGAUCGAGAAUCGCCGUGUGCUAUACACAAUCGCAUCCCUUUGCCUUGUUCUAUUCAUCUUCGAUAUAUCCAACUACAUAGCCGUAGUUCCGCAGACAGCUAUCUUUGAAGAGAUAGUCUGUCGUGAUUAUUAUUCUUCCGGAUUUUCAGUACUGGGAAAUACAAGCGGUGAUAAAUGCAAGAUUGAACCGAUACAGAGCGAAGUGGCUCUAAUCAGUGGUUGGAGGGAUACAUUUGAAACUAUUCCAGCCCUCUUGGUGACAAUCCCUUUCGGGGCUCUCGCGGACAAAAUUGGACGCAAGAAAAUGGCCUUACUUGGAGCAGUUGGCUGUUUGCUUAGCGAUCUCUGGGUGAGGACUGUGUGUUUAUUUUCCGAUAUUUUCCCUCUCCGCUUUGUAUGGUUUUCAGGAGCUUUCCAACUCAUAGGUGGAGGUGCUACUACCAUGUCCUCCAUGAUUUAUGUGAUGGCAGUAGACGUGUGUCCUCCAGAGUAUAGGACGACAUCCUUCUCACAGAUCACUGCUGCUGGUUUGGCAUCAGAAUUUCUCUCAGUCCAAGCUAGCGCCUGGUUGAUGUCAAAGAAUCCCUGGAUUCCAUACCUAGGAUCAUCCUUGAUAUUGAUAACUGGGCUAAUAUUGAUUAUCGUCCUGAUUCCGGAAACAUUCGUUCCGAAAGACGAGUCUUUGAUGGACACAAGUACCGAAGAAAACUUGACUCAUACGGCGGAGUCUCCUAGCUGGAUAGAUUGCUCUUAUCCCCGCAUUCGUCAGCACAUCAGCAACCUCGGUCCAGUGUUCAGAUGGAUGAGACGAAAUGUUCCAGCCAUGAUGAUCAUAUCUUCCUUCUUUUUUGCCAACAUUGGAAGGCAAACAGCGGGUAUAUUACUGCAAUACAUUACACAAAAGUUCCAUUGGACGUUCGCUAAGGCCGCGUUCGUUAUUUCUCUCCGUGCAGUUGGGAACCUCUUCGUCCUUGCAUUCUUACUUCCCACUCUAUCAGAAUUAAUUUCCAGACGGACGCGGCUGGCUGGGGAAGUAAAGGACAAACUCCUUUCUCAAUUCAGCGUUGUUACAAUCAUCUUAGGUUACAUUUUAAUAUUUGUUGCAGACUCACCUCUAGCACUGUCUAUAGGUGUCAUCCUCUCUGCACUCGUAUCUGCGUUUACGGUAACCGCAAGGAGUAUACUGUCAAGCUUGGUUGAUCAGAGACAUCUAGCAACAGUAUAUACAGGUCUUUCCGUCAUGACUUACAGCGGCAUGGUUGCUGGUGGACCCUUACUGGCCAGUUCCUUUCAUUGGGGGAUGAAAUUUGGAGAUCCCUGGAUGGGAUUACCUUUUAUCGUUGCUGCUGGUCUUUAUGUUGUCAUUCUGCUUGUGAUAUCGAUGGCGAGAAUGCCCUAA